Ornithorhynchus anatinus (platypus) is the source of this 2684-nucleotide messenger RNA. RefSeq names its product myotubularin related protein 11 (gene MTMR11). Bases 36 to 2006 code for a protein of 656 amino acids. The transcript has 17 exons. The record is from RefSeq and is a predicted model, not a curated record. Lineage: Eukaryota; Metazoa; Chordata; Mammalia; Monotremata; Ornithorhynchidae.
AGGCACGCCGGCCAAAGUCCACCUCGAGGAGCCGGAUGGCCGACAGACCGCGCCCCCCGAAUCUACGCUUCCUCCCAGGAGAGCGAGUCCUGGCCUGGGCCCCCGCCGUGAGAAGGCGGGCAGAGCCGGAGCUGCCCGGGACCCUGAUCUGCACCAACCUGCGGGUGGCAUUUCGACCCCGCGGGGAGGCCUCCGGUGGGGCGCAGGACGCCCCUCUGAACGGCAACUAUGAUUGGGCUCUGACCAAUAUCAGGCAGCUGGUGGCAGCCUGGAGCGGCCCGACCCGCCCCCAGCCCCUGCGGCCCGGGGUCCCCCCGCGCUCCGUCCCCGAGGAGCUCCUCGUCCUCGGACGAGAUUUCCGCCAGCUGCGCGUCGGCUUCGGGGACGGCGGACCGGACGCCGGGGCCUCCCAGGUGACCACGGCCAUAGUCCGGGCAUGGCAGCAGAGCAGCCAAGCCGGCCGUUACGAGGAAACCCAGCUGAGCGGCUGCGGCCGGGGUCUGGGCCCCGGGGAGCCCCCCGUCCCGCUGUGGGAGACGCCCCAGGACUGGGAGGCCGGACUGCAGAGGCAAGGGGCCGGCGGCUGGAGGGUCAGCCUGGCCAACCAGAGGUUCGACGUGGCCGCCAGCCUCUCCCCGUAUUUCUGGGUGCCCAGCCGGACCCUGGACAGCGAGAUCCGCAGGGCUUUCGGUCACUUCCAACAGAGCCGCGGACCGCGGCUCUCCUGGCACCACCGGGGGGGCGGCGACCUUCUCCGAGCCGGUGGCUUCCACCCAGCCAGCGACCCUGAGACCCAGGACGUCAGGGCGGCGGAGUCGCUGCUCCUGGCCGGACACUCGGAGUGCGUGCUGGUGGACACGGCCGAGGAGCUGCCCAGCCUCGCCGACAUCCAGCUCUCCCACACGCGCCUGGCCUCUCUGUGCCUGUCCGAUGCCCCGCCUGCCCAGGACAAGUGGCUGUCGGCCCUGGAGGGGACCCGCUGGCUCGAGCACGUCAGGUCCUGCCUGAGGAAGGCCAGUGACAUCUCCGUCCUCGUCACCACCCGCCGCCUCUCCGUCGUCCUCCAGGAGCCGGGCGAUCGAGACCUGAACUGCCUGGUGUCCUCGCUGGUGCAGCUGCUGUCGGAGCCGGAGGCCCGGACGCUGGGCGGCAUCCAGAGCCUCGUCCAGCGCGAGUGGGUGGCGGCCGGGCAUCCCUUCCGCACCCGGCUGGACCCCCUGGGCUCGGGGCGUCGGGGGCGGCCCGGGGACCAGGCCCCGGUGUUCCUGCUGUUCCUGGACUGCGCGUGGCAGGUCCUGGCCCAGUUCCCGGGGCAGUGCGAGUUCUCGGAGAGCUUCCUGCUGGCCCUCCACGACGCCGUCCGCCUGCCCGACUCCUCCACCUUCCUCCACGACUCCGCCUGGGAGCGAGGCCGGGGAGCUCGGGGGGCCGCCGGGGGGCCCGGGGCCCAGGUCAGGACCCGACCCCCCAGGGAUGAACCUCAGAACCCGGGGCGGGGGCUGGACGCCCCCCCCACCCCCAUCCCUCACCCCCUCCCCGUGUACACGACCCCGACCCCGACCCCGACCCCGACCCCGCGGACCGUCUGGGACUGGGGGCUGCGGUGCUCGGGCCAGCAGAGGGCGCGCUUCCGAAACCCCUGCUACGCCCCGGAUCCUCCUCCUCCGGGGAGGCCUCCGGGACCCUCCCGGGACAAGCCGGGCCCCGGGGCCGUUGGCGUGUGGCUGUUGUCUCGGGGGUCGCUGAGCCCCCUGGCCCGCCUCUGCCCCUGGCGCCCCCGCCCGGACCCCGCCCCCGCCGCGCUCCUGGGACCCCUCGUCCGCCUCUGGAAGCGAUGCUACCUGCGAGGCGGGGACCAGGACCAGCCAGGGCUCUCGGGCCUUACCGUGUCCGGCCUCUCGGAGGAACUGCGCUCCCUCCAGCAGCUGCUGACCCACAGACCGUCCGGGCCGCCCCCCGACUCCGGGACCCUCGACCCGGACGCCUCGCUUUCCCCGUCCCGCUGAGCGCCCUCCACCUCCCCGACCCCGGCCCCCAAAGACCGGCUCUGUUUGGAGGGAGUUACCUCCCUGUGGAUAAAAAAAAGUGGGGAGAGAACAGAUGGAGACCCCCUCCCCCAAAUCCCCUCCCCCCAGGACGACUCUAGGAGGAUCGGGUUUGGGGGGGAGGGAAGGGAUGCUGGUUUCCAUGGCAACGAGACCUUCCUCCCUCUCCUCCCAUCCCCCGGAUUCUGGUCUCUCACUCCCUCCGGCCUUGCGGCGACGAGUGUGGGAGGAAGUGUUGUAUCCACCAAGAGGGGGGAAUCGAAUCCAGGAUUUUCUACCACCGGGAGGCUGAUUCUGGGUCUGCGGAAAGGAGAGAGAUGGGGAAGGGAUGGGCUGGGAGGAGGGGAUCCAGGAAAUUCGGGGGAGCUGAUCCCCACCCGUGCGUCUUCUCUCCCGGUGCUCAGUACCGUGCUCUGCCCACCGUACUAAUAGAUACUUAAUAAAUACGAUUACUACUCCUUCCCAAGGCGGGUGGAGAGAGAUAGCGGGUGAAGAGGGGGGCCCCCGACAUCCCCCAACUGCCAUUUCGGCAUUUCCACACCACCCAAGUCCUCCCACGCCCCAUGCAGCACUUAUGUCCGUAUCUUUAUUGGCCCUUCCUUCCUCCUACCUGUAAUUUAUUUGAGUGUCCGUCUCCCU